AUGGCUUCCAAUGCGAGCUUAUUGGCCAUGAUCAUGGCAUACACGCUCCUCGCCGGCCACACGUGCCAUGGCGCACGAAACUUGGCGGAUACCACCCCGGCGGCUGCUCCUGCUGCUUCUGUUCCUUCUCUGCCGGCCGCGCCGACUUUGCCGACUCUGCCACCGGUGCCGGCCGCGACACUGCCGCCAGUGCCGGCCAUGCCCGCGGUGACCGUGCCACAGGCGACACUGCCGCCCAUGCCAUCCGUGCCCGCCGUCACCGUACCCACCGUGCCGCAGGUGACAUUGCCGCCCAUGCCAGCCGUGCCUGCCGUCACCGUCCCAACUGUGACGCUGCCGCCUAUGCCCAACAUCGUCGUGCCCACGGUGACGCUCCCGCCGAUGCCCUCCAUCGUCGUGCCGAAGGUGACGCUGCCGCCGAUGCCCUUCAUCCCCAACGUGAACGUGCCCAUGCCGUUCCUGGCGCCGCCCCCUUCAGCGUAG
Messenger RNA from Lolium rigidum, 483 nucleotides. RefSeq names its product vegetative cell wall protein gp1-like. The record is from RefSeq and is a predicted model, not a curated record. The transcript has 3 exons. NCBI's taxonomy places the organism in Eukaryota, Viridiplantae, Streptophyta, Magnoliopsida, Poales, Poaceae. The coding region runs from base 1 to 483 and encodes 160 amino acids.